AUGGUGGAUAUUCAGCAAACAAAAAUAAAAAAACAAUCCCUAUUUGAUGAAUUAUGUAACAGUGAAUUAGCUAAAAAUUUUCCAAAAACAGAUUACAUUCUUGUCAAUACAUCGGACGUUCUUCCUUCUACGUAUGAUGAUUUUUAUGAUGAAUAUGCAAGUAUGUUUAAAACUACAUUAACUGUUUUACAACCCAUUGAAGAUCGUAUUAAAGAAUGUGAAACAACUAUGAAUGAAUAUACUAAUUUAUUUUUUAAACAAGAUGAUGAUGAUUUUAUACCUAUGACAAAAGUCCCUCGUUCAUUUAGUAUAUCGCUGGACGACAUGGAUAAACUUGAUCCAAAUAGUGAAUUAACUGCUAUACUUAAACGACGAAAACAAAUCUUUCUAACUGUAUCAUCAGAUGAAAAUGAAAUAGAACGUAAGACCAUAGAAUCUUUGAGUUACAAACCUUUUCAACCGAACGUGUACAAUGAUUGGGCAUCGGAAACUACCGUUGAAGUGAUUGAUAUUUUAAAUAAAGUAACUAAUGCACAAAAAUUUAAGGGAAAUUUUCCUUAUUAUUGGAAUAAAAUAAUUCACAGUGAUACAAGUCAACAUUUACUCGUUGAUACAUUUUGGUGGUUCUAUUUAAAAUAUUUCAAAAAACAAUUUGAUGUCGAUGAAGAAUGUAACAAAUAUUUUGGACGAAUUUCUAAAAAUUAUGUUGAAUUGCUUCUUUCUGUUGAUCCAUGGUUUCGAGAUAAAUUUUUUAAUAUUUAUGCACCUUAUUUAUCUCAAGCAGUUUAUCAAACAUUUUUUGAUACAUGUCCUGAUUCACGCAUGAAUUUAACCGAUAAAUUUAAAGAAUUUGUUGCAAAUACAAUAAGCGAAUGGAUAUCAGGAACUCAAGCAACUGCUGAAUCAUAUAAAAAUUGGAAAAUUCGUGCUGAUUCAACCAUGAUAACAUCUGAUAACGCAAUGGAAAAUAGUUCAUCAUCAAAUGACAUUUUAAAAAAAAUUCUUCACCUUGAAGAAGAACUUGAGGCACUAGGUGGUGAUUCUGGAGAUGAAACUACCCGGUCUGCUGUAACAAAAGCAUCUAGCGCAACACCAAGAAAAAAUACUUUAUCAAAUUUUAAUGGUAGCGCACAAAUUGAAAAUGAACCGUUUGGAUUAAGUAAUCAAAGUACAUUAGUUGCUCAAUUUUUGGACCAAUGUGAUAUUCAACCCAAUACACCACGUCUACGAAAUAUAAAUCGCAUGCAUAUUAAAGGAUGGUCAGCAGACAAAUAG
Molecule: messenger RNA, 1275 nt
Organism: Rotaria socialis
Lineage: Eukaryota; Metazoa; Rotifera; Eurotatoria; Philodinida; Philodinidae
Source: the annotation of a GenBank genome assembly